Molecule: messenger RNA, 1434 nt
Organism: Naegleria lovaniensis
Lineage: Eukaryota; Heterolobosea; Eutetramitea; Acrasida; Naegleriidae
Exons: 1
Coding region: 1-1434 (477 amino acids)
Biological process (GO): arachidonate metabolic process
Cellular component (GO): membrane
Source: RefSeq, a predicted model, not a curated record
AUGGACUAUUAUAUUUUGAAAACUCUAGAUCGAUGGUUCUGGGCUGAGAAGUAUGCGCAGGAAAAUUAUGAUCCCCUCAAACAAAAGUCCAAAUUCUUCCAUAAAGAGGGAACAAAAAUUCACUUCUCAGAACCAACCUUCCUCAAAGAAAUAGUUUUGGAUAAAAAGAAUAGAAGAAGAAGAAUUUUCAACGUGAAACUUGAGGACCCUGCAUUGGAUAUUGACUUUAACGACCCAUCAGCUGUUUUGUGGAAAAAUGUCGAUGGUCAUUUAGUUACCAAUUUUGAUCAUUUACGACAAGAAAAGAAGGGAAAAACUGUAAAGGUUCUCACAAUGGAUGGAGGUGGUAUGAAAGGGCUAAUUCUCAUUGAAAUUCUUACAGUCAUUGAGGAACGAGUAGGAAAGAAAAUUUGUGACAUUUUUGAUAUUGUUGCUGGAACAUCUACAGGUGGAAUUUGCGCUCUCCUCAUCAAUCGAGGAAUUCCAAUGAAGAUUGCAAAGGAAUUCUAUAUUGAAAUUGGAAGAACCGUUUUUGAUCUGAAAACCACACGAAACAAGUCCUUUGUUAAAACCAUGAAGGUACUACGAGGAAGAUCCUGGUAUGAUGGCUAUCCUCUCGAGCUCUCCUCUCUCAAAUUAAGCCAAGAUGUUGAAUUGAAUCACAUGCAUGCCAAAAAACCUUUGACAUUUAUUGUGACAACCAUGAACAAGUCCACAAAUCCAAAGAUGAACCUCGAUGAGCCAACAGCCUGUGUUCUUAGAACAUACAGCGAUCCCUAUGAGUAUGGUUCUAAGAAUGGAGACUCAUCGAGUAAAAAACAGCCAACCUUUUAUAGAGGUACCUUAUCCGGAGUGGGUAUCACUUGUACAGACGCAUUGAGAGCAACUUCUGCUGCCCCCAUGUAUUUCAAAGCGAGAAGAAUCGGAGAUACUGAAUGUAUAGAUGGAGCUGUUGUUGCCAAUAAUCCAACUUCAAUUGCUCUCUACGAGACUAAGCAAAUAUUCCCUAAUCACGACAAGUUUGUAUUCAUUAGUUUAGGUACUGGUGCUCUCUCAGGUAAAUCAAGUCAAAGUGAUACAAAUGAUGGUGACGAGGAAGUGAAUUUAAAUAUUAGUCCAACCACCAAGACCAAAAAGAAGGGAAUUUCAAAAGUAUUUAAGGGAAUUUCACAAACAAUUAACACCUUGUUAUCAGUGGUUAAUUUACAAUUAAGUAGUGAAAGAAUUCACAAAAUGGCGAGUGCUCAACUCGAGUUCUUUAAGGAAGGAAAAACUUUGUGUGAAUAUUUUCGUUUAAAUGUACCCAAGUUGGGCGAUUACGGAUUGGAUGAGGUCUCUGACGAAUUGGUUUCCAUAUUUGAAAAGGAAACAAAAGCCUAUAUUGAAAAUCAUCCUGAUCUGGAUCGAAUUUGUGAAUUAUUGAAGCAAGAGUAA